Ipomoea nil (Japanese morning glory) is the source of this 1615-nucleotide messenger RNA. RefSeq lists its product as uncharacterized. The coding region runs from base 460 to 1422 and encodes 320 amino acids. Lineage: Eukaryota; Viridiplantae; Streptophyta; Magnoliopsida; Solanales; Convolvulaceae. The record is from RefSeq and is a predicted model, not a curated record. The transcript is spliced from 3 exons.
AAUCUGUCACAUUUCCCCCAAUCUCUGUUUUCUUCCCAACUCUUAGCUUCCUAAUUUCCUUUUAUUUACCAAAUCUUGCAGUUGAAGAAUAGAAUAGAACGAUUUUAGCUUCUGAUUUCGACUGAAGCCGCCUCAUUAUUCUUUCAAUUUAAUGGCUCGACGACUCAAAACCCUACUGGAGGAUGCAAGUAGGGAUUUAAUAAGUGAGCUGCCGAUAGAGGUAAAGGCCAGAAUUUUGGAGUGUUUGCCCACCCGAGACGCCGCCAGAACUGCUCUGCUCUCAAGGCACUGGAAUCAUGUUUGGUUGCAGCAUGGGCGGCUUGCGUUCGAUUCCGAAGUGUCCAACAGCGCCAAGAUGAUGGAGAAGGUAGAACCUGCGUGGACAUAAUCAAUAAUAUCCUCUUUCUCCGUGCUGGGCCCGUUAAGAAAGUUACUCUACAGAUUUCAUCUGCUUAUCGUAUGCCGCAGCAAUCUGAUUUUGAUAUGUGGUGUCGUUAUCUGUCAAGAAAUGGUGUGGAGGAACUUAACAUAUCUUUAUAUAAGUAUCCAGAGCCAAAAUAUCAGCUGCCAUUUUGUUUACUCUGUUGCAGGAUAAUUAAGCAACUGAUGGUCCAACAACUCUUUAUUGAUUUGCCUGUAAAUGCUUGUGAUAUAUUUUCCAAUGUCACUUCAUUAGCUUUCUUCAAUGUUACAUUUAAGCGCAGUGUUAAUGGAAUUGCCUCUACUAUUAGUAUUCCUAAGCUUGAGAAGCUGGCUUUCGAGGAUUGUGGAGGGAUCAAUAAGUUUGAGAUCAGCCCUCCAAAGCUUGAAAUCUUGUCUGUUAUUGGUUCUAUGUAUUAUUUGGUUGAUUCGAGAUGGUUGGCACCGCAUUUGAAAGCCAUUAAGACUCUUUGGUUGUGUGGCUUAUCGUUGGCGUUUAUGCGUGUAUCUAUGUUUCCAACUGCAAUAAAUCUGCGAGUGCUGAAGCUAUAUGGAUUACAUUUUGAUUAUUGGGAUCAUCUCCUCGUUUUUAUGCAAUUGCUUCAAAAAUGCCCCAACCUAUGUGAACUGCAGAUAUUGGCAGUUGAGUUUCGUGGGGAGGAUGACAACAAACUGAACGAUGCUGCUUCAAGGCAUGAGUUAUUUAUUCAAGAGCUGCAGAUGCUUAACACAAUUAAGAUUGAAGCAUUCAGUGAUAAAUCUGCACUCGAAAUGCUUUUUAUGAAAACGCUGCUCUCAAAAUCACGUGUGCUAGAGAGAGUUGUUAUUUUGAAGUCUUGGCAUCAUAUGAUUUACUCCGGGGUGAGAAAACUCCAAAGGAAGUUGGAAUGCUUCCCUCGUGCAUCUCCAAACGCACAGAUUGUCUGCGACGGCAAUUACUAUGCGGGUAUGUAUGAGGACUGGAUGGAUACCCAUGGUGUUAGGUUGCAGGUUUUAGAAUAGUAUGGUUCUAUUUGGUUGCAGCUUAGAAAUGUAAGCAAAGGUUGUGUUGGAAGUUGAAAUGUUUGAUAAUUUGUAAUCAGCAAGCGUUGUGGGCAUUUAAGAAUGUUCCUAUAUAUAUAUUUGCUUUUGUUAACAAAUGCAUGUCCUGAAGGGCUUGAAUUUCAGCCUACAUUGCAUCUUUCCAAUUUUAAAA